AAUAAUUAAGAUAGUCUUCUAGUAUGCCGACAACGAUUACGAAAUAUAGUCGCGUACGCUUCUCUAGAUGAAACGAUAAAUAAUAUUUGAAUUUUUCUAAAUAUUUUCGAUAUGAAAGAAAACUAAAACGACUUUGCAACAUAAACUUAUUAAAAAAACAAUUAAAAACGAAUGAUUGAUUGUUUCAAAACAGCCAUUGUGAAGAAUUUACUUGCCAAAGGAAAAACAAAAACUAUUUGGUUUUUACUUUGUAAAGAUCGAAAAAAAUGUUUGGAUGCUGAUGGAUAUUUUGUAAUGAUUUCAUAAUACAACGACCGAUAACGUUUUCGUCUUUACCUCCCUCCUUGCUUGUGAGUGUGUGUGCGCGCGAUUUAAACAAGAAAUAAAAAGAACUAAAAAUAAAAUAAAUAUCUUACAAGAACAUUGUAUUUUUGUUUUACAAAAGGUGGCAGUGUUUCAAAAUAAAUCGAAAGAUCUCAUCUUUAAAAAAAAAAAAAAAACCGAAAUAAGCUGUUGAUAUAAGUCAACUAUUCUUCAACAUUCAGCGAAAAUGGUAUCUGGUCGCCCACUUUUAUAUUUGUCACUGCCUGGUGUAGCAUUUAUACUUGGCGUAUUUUGGUUUCGGCGUCGGAAUAAAAAUCGCGGAGAAAAUGAUACGAAAAAACUAGGCAAUGGCACGAUAACGGCCGACAAGGAUUUACCAUCACAGACCGAAGUCACUGAGGAUCUAAUCACAAAAACAAAUACCACAUGUAAUAAUAACAGUAGUAAACCCACAUCCACACCCACAAAAUCAAUGAACAUAAACGGAACUAUACCAUCGGAUGAAGAGAAUCCCGCAAAUCGAAUGUUUGGCAAAUCGGCACCCAUUAAAAUUGUACAAAACGGUCGUGGCCCCUCACCGGUAAAACAAACGGCACAACAGCAACUGGAUUCGGAGGUUUUAAAAACCAAAAUUCAAGAUGCCGAACACAAGUUGUUGCGUUCCAUAGAAGAAGAUUUUGAAAAUCUUUCCUCUCCCGUCGAUCUACCCGAUUCCAUAAAUAAUCGUACAUCAUUCUAUUCGCGUAACGUUGAUAUCAAAAAAGACAAACCGGUUGUUAUAAUGGCCACGACAACACCCAAAAUUUCGCCAGAGAAUUCAUUUUUGGAAAGUAAAUAUACCAAAGACUGUGAAGAGGAUAGUAAUAAAUUAGACAAGAAAGAAAACCACAAUGAAAAGGACAACAACGCAUCGUCAUCGUCUGUAGGUGGCAUUAAUGGUAAUGGCGAGAAAAGCAUAUCCCCCUCGGAGAAAGUUGUUGCACAAACCAAUAUUGACGCUAAAAAUGCCACUGACGACUGCACAGACAAUUGCGGCACAACAAAUGUGUCAGAUAAACGUAAUGUUGAUGCCGCCAGCCCUUCCUUAAGCCUAUGUAGUGUGCAAUCCGGUGAUUCGGGUAAAGGUUCCAGUUUACCCCGAUCAGAGGCCACACGUGCUAAAACUACAUAUGAAUUCUUUUUGCCAGACAGCCUAGUUGGAUAUUUGUACGGUCGCCGACGUUCGUUUAUCAAUCAAAUCAAGUCCAAAACAAAUGCCACAGUAGUUUUACGCAAGAAGAUGUACCCCGGUAAAUUGCGUGUGUGUGCCGUUGAGGGUACCGAUAGUGAAAUACAAGCUGCUCUGGCAUUAAUCCGUCAACGUUUGCCGGCCAAGCGUUAUCCCAAAUUAACAAUGCAAAGAAUACAUUUUGCACUUCCACAAUCUGUAGUUCCUUUAUCAAACGAAAGUCUGCUUAAUCUUCAGCUUAACCUAAUCGAAGGUAUCAACAAUGAUGUAGUUGUUAGUGCUAUUAUCUCGGGUACCCAUAUAUUUGUACAACAACCCCUACAUCCCACACAUCCUUCGUUAGCUGUUUUACAAAAAUGUCUAUAUGAAAGCUAUACAACAACAGAUGCACCUCUAUUGCCUGGCGUUGAGUUGAAUGCUGUGUGUGUUAUGCCAGUAAAUGCUAUUUGGUAUCGGGUACAAAUUGUCGAUGGUGACGUUGAAGAUCCAGAGCGAUGUGUUGUUAAGUUUUUGGAUUUCGGUGGCUAUAUGAAUGUACACUUGAGUGAACUGAGACAAAUACGUUCAGAUUUCAUGACAGUACCAUUCCAAGCCACCGAAUGUAUACUCUCAAAUAUAGAGCCAAUAGACUCCUGCUGGACACCAGAAUUUGCUGAUAUUCUAUGUAGACUAACCAAAGGCAUUGUUCUGCAAGCACAAAUUGCCGGUUACAAUUCACAUAAUAUACCAGAAAUAUUUUUGUUCGCUUGCUUAGGCCCCAAUAAUGUUAUAUUUAUCAAUAAGGAGCUUGUUGCCAGAAAUCUUGCAAAAUGGGUGGACAUAAGAGACUGAUUAUAUCCCGCUAAGGAAAUGCAUACAGAAACAGAGGCUGCCGAUAGCAACAAUAAUAACAUUGAAUUGGACGUUGUUGUCGCUUACAACAGCAAAAUUAGCAGACCAGAAACAAAUCACAACAACAACAACAACAUUAACUAAGUUCUCAAAACGUUUUUACCAACAGAAUUUUAACACAAAAACAACACAUAAUACACUCACAUACACACACCCACACACACGCUCUAAUGGUAACUAUUAAAGCCACAAAACAAAUGCACUUAAGAAUUGUAAAAGCCAUAUAAUACCUUCAAAAGGUCUCUUAUCUUGCUCUCACUCCGCAAAAUAUUUGAAACUAUUUUAGAGUAGAACUCGAUGAGAAAGCCGCCAACCACCAUUACAGAUAUUUAAGAAAGGUUGUUGCUGCAACCAUUAUUUAUAAUAAUUAAUUCAAGGCUUUAGUCAAGAAUAACUCAAACAAACAAACAAACCAUUCACAAACAUUAAGAACAAGAAAGUAAAAUAUGCUAAUAUUUCAGCACUUUUAUUCAAAUACAAAAAGUGAAUGAUGUCAAAAAAGAAGAAAAAAAAAAGCCAAGAGUAGUUGUAGGAACAUCUGGAAGAGAACCACACAUGUUAUAUAAAAUGCAGUCAGUCAGUGCUCUUUUAACUUAAACAUAAAUUAACAUCAACAAGAACAACAAAAAGCUUUUAUGUAGGCAUCUUUUGUAAAUAUAUACUAUAUAGGAUUUAGUAAUUAAAUAUAGUACAUACACACAGAAACUGCAGCAGCAGAGGAAGAAGUAACAGAAGAAGUUUAAAAAAAAAAACAACAAGAACAGAAAAAACAAACUAUUUUAAAAUUCUCUUCUUCUGUGCUUAUAUUUUCAUAUUCCUCAUGCUCCUUUUAUUUAUUAUAUUUUUGUUUUUUUUUUUUAAUUUUGUUCAGCAGUCCUUUCUUAAGUUUUAAGUGACAAAAAACACACAGAAGUUAGUCAUUGUUAUUUUUCUACUUUCUAUGGCAAUUUCUUCCGCCAUACCCAACUUUACACCAUCAUAAUAAGACAAAAUCAGUCAAAUAUUAUCCUCUUAGUAUGCAAAAAACAAAGCCCACAAGUUUUCAUUGUGGUCGGUCUUUUCAAAUUCACUUAAAUCAUGGAACUUACCAUACUAUUACAUACAUGUGUACAUAACAUUUAUAUCCUUUUUUUAGUUUUGUUUUCUUUUUUAUACAAACAUACAAAAAAUAUAUAUUGUAAUUUCAAAACAAGAAUAAUUACUGUUAUGCGAAACGAGGAGGAGAAGAAGAAGACCAAGGCAGACAAACAAACAACUGGGUCAUGAGAAAAAGCUUAAAUUUGAAAAUUAGGUUUCUGACCAUUUUCAUAGCACAUCAAAAAUGUGGGUGUCUUUGGGAUUAGGUUUUCAGAGGAGUAUAGAGCAGUUUUUCCAUAGGAUUUUGUCCACUGCGAAAAUGUUCAAUAUACAGAAAGAGAGCUAGCUACAUAAAUUCAUUAUGUAACUUAUAAAUAAAAAUACACCUGACGUGCAUUUUAGAGAUGCGACUGUUUUCAAUUGAAUUUCUUUUUUAACACAAUUUUUUUAAUCUCCCUAUCACAAGUGUGAAAUUUAGUACCAAGCAAGAAUUCGGAACAAGAAUUCACUAGUUAAUUAGAAUUAAACAAGUGCUUAUGGUUCGGAAAAGAGAUGCGACUUUUUUCAAUUGAAUUUCUUUUUAACACAAUUUUUUAAUCUCCCUCAACACAAGUGGUGAAGUUUAGUACCAAACAAGAAUUCAGAAGAAGAAUUCAUUUUCUUAGAAACAUUAUAUCCAACAUAAAGCUACAAUCACGAUUGAAAUUCGUACUGUCGGUUUGUGGCUUGAUUGUAUGACCUCAGGAGGAUAUUGCAUAUCAAUUAAUACCGGGGAUAAAUUGAUUUUUGGCGUUAGGAUAUUUAUUUAACAUCGAGAAGACCAUUUGUAUUUUACACCACAAGUUGGUCAGCGUCCGUUUGUCCAUGUAUUUUUGUAAACAAAGUACAGGUCGCAUUUUUUGCCCGAUCUAGAUGAAAUGAAAUAUAUAUAAAAUAUAGCUCAAAAAUACCUUUGCCAAACUUUAUCGAGAUCGUUUCAGAUUUGGAUAUAGCUUCCAUAUAUAUCUUUAUCCAAUUUCAAGUUACUUGUGCACAGAAUUUAAAAGGCACAAAUGCCUCUGCAAAUUUGGUAGAAAUCGAUUCAGAGCAGGAUAUUCCUUUCAUAUAUUAUUUCCCUUGAACUUUAAAUUAUAAUUUUAAUCAUAGUUGGAAUGAUUAAAUUAUCACAAAUUCCCCAUAAAAAGUUUUAUUUUUUAUGGGAAGCUCUGCUAAAUAAAGUGAUGUAGGGUAUCCCAAAGUCGGCCCGACCGACUUUAAGACUUUCUUUACUGUUUUUUUUUUUUUUUUUGAUUGUUUUUCAUGGUGUCAAAACCUGAAUUCUCUUUUCGGUGUGCAUCCCAAGCAAUUGAUCUAUAAUUUUAGCAAUUUGACAAGGAACGAGGAGAAACGUUUCAAAAUUCAAAGUAACUACCCAUGAUUUUAUAGCUUGAUUCGCCGGUUGGAAAUUCAAAGUAACUUCCUAUGAUUGUAUUGCUUGAUGUGUAUCAUUCGGACCAGAAAAACGUUUAAAAAUUCAAAGUAACCCCCUAUGUUUUUAUGGCUUAUCAUUCGGACCAUCUUCUUAUUUGUACGCCUAAAGACAGCCUUCGAUUAAUUAUUAAAAUCAUUAUCUGUUGCCUUGUUUGCCUUUUCCUCCUCCACAGUGACAUGUUUCUUCCUUGAUACGUUCUUGAAAUAUCAAGUAUUUUUUUCCUUCUUAAUUAUUUUUGUUUUUAAAUUAACAUUUCUUCACAGAUCUUCAAUUUUAAAAAUUUACUUUUUUUGCUAGUAAUUUAAGCCGACAUUGCAAAAGAGGAGGAGUAACAGAAUAUAUAGAUACACAUAACAAUAAUAUUUAUUUUGAAAUUACAAUGCCUUUUUUAAAAUGAUGAUAAAAAUGGCUUUGUUAUAUUAUUAAAAAAAAUAUCUAAUGCUAUUAUUAUUUAGUUUCCUUUAUUUUUUUUUUUAAAUAGAAUGAUGAGAAUAUUUUGUAGGCUUAGUGUUAAUCUUUCUAAACGUAAUAUUAAUUAUUGUAUUUUAUUUUAUUAUAAUUAUCAUUUUAGUUAAAAGAACAACAACAAAACAAGUUAUUACAUUAACCUGCCGCCGGAGAGUAAGGGGUUGUGCUAUUUUAUUUUUGUAUACCUUGUCUCUAGCCCAGACCUUUUACCUAUCUAUUCUACAAAUAUCAUUUCUCACUCACUAUUAUAUUGUUACAUUUGCUACAUCUAUCCACAUUCAUUCAAACCUAUUUUCUUGUUUCAAUCAUCCAUCACCCACCACAACAUUGAAUGCAUCCCGUUGUAAAAUGAAGUAAUAAAAUGAAAGAAAGAGUAAAGUUUUUGAAAACAAAAAAUCCCAAAUUAUUAUUUUUUUCUAUUGACUUUUACAUUGGUUUUUCGGUAUUUUUUCUUUUUGUUACUAUGGGCAUUAUUUUUCCUAGAAAUAUAUAAAUAAAAAACAACAACAACAGAAUCCACAAACACACAAACAAUUUGUAAAAUAUUUCUAUCUAUAUACAGAGUAAACUCUUACCCACACACAAACACAACCAUUAUAUACAUACAUAAAUGCAUAUAUUCUUCGUUUUUUUUUUAUAAAAAUAAAUAAAAAUCAACAAAUACACCUAAACCAAGUAAUGAAAGAUUUAAAAACAAAAUACAAUGAAAGAAAGAAAUAUUAAAAUACAUUGCAUAUAUUUUUUGCUAUAUAAGUUAUUUAGAGUUUUACAUGAACAAAUUAUAUAAUGAUUAUAUAUAAUAUACAAAAAUAUAAAAAUAAAUAAGAAAUAAUAAAACAAAAAACCAACAAUAGGCAAACCAAUCCCAUUUUGAAAACAAAAAUCUACCAAAUUAAAAAGAAAAAUAAUUUAAUGCAGGAAUUUAAUUGAAAAGAUUGAAUUGUUAUAUACUUAAUAUACAACAUUUGCAAAAAGAAAAAAAAAACAAAAAGAAAA
This is a messenger RNA of Musca domestica (house fly), 6455 nucleotides long. RefSeq names its product A-kinase anchor protein 1, mitochondrial-like. Gene Ontology annotation, molecular function: RNA binding. Lineage: Eukaryota; Metazoa; Arthropoda; Insecta; Diptera; Muscidae. The transcript is spliced from 5 exons. Bases 551 to 2383 code for a protein of 610 amino acids. The record is from RefSeq and is a predicted model, not a curated record.